Molecule: messenger RNA, 995 nt
Organism: Lindgomyces ingoldianus
Lineage: Eukaryota; Fungi; Ascomycota; Dothideomycetes; Pleosporales; Lindgomycetaceae
Exons: 2
Coding region: 230-970 (246 amino acids)
Source: RefSeq, a predicted model, not a curated record
CCGUUCAGCCCUCAGCAGCCUCAGGCCCGGCGGAUAUAAACCUCGACAGACCCUCCCCCGAAUUCCUAUACACAAAGGUACAAAGGUACAACCCUCGUUCUGUUGCAAGGUCGACCAUCCUGCAGGCCGCACUUGCUGUCGUCAUAAACUCUGCCAGUACCUCUCGGCCCUGUGGCUUUGUCAACACCGACCGGCCAACCUGACAUUGGCUCUAUUCCAAUACUCACAAAUGUCAUUUUUCUCAAGCUUCCCUAACAACGGGUACCCCUCGUUCCCAGCAAGAGGAGGGCCCUUCACGGUCGCGAGCUCUUCCUCCGAAGGCUCAGGGUCCGGCCAGGCUAUGUCGACAGCACCCCAGUUUGACGUCUUCGAGUGGCAUCCUGCAUACCAAAGCUGCCAACGCUACUUCCUCGACCACGCACAGCACGAGAGCGCUGUCCAGGCAGUCGCCGCCCUCAUCAACAUCUGCUUACCUUUCCAGUGGACGGCCAACCCAGUCAUGAGCUCCGCAGGACCAGCUGCUCACCCGGCUGGGCCUGGGGCAUACAACCUACCAUGGCCGAGACACGGCCCAGUACCGAACUCUCGAGGUCAAACCCCCCCGGUGUGGGUUUCUCUGGUCCCGUAUAUUCGGCGCCUAGUCAUUACGGGCUUUGACAGGGAAGGCGUCAUGCACGGCUUCUUUGGCGAUGACUGGAGAAAGGGAGUAGGGCCGGUGCACGAAUGCGAGCGGCGCAACUACCUCUUCGCAGCAAAGAGCGUUGGAUGGGCCAAAGUCAAGUAUCAGUACGACAUGUCUCCGCACGAAUCGGUUCCCUUCCUCAAGCCGCUUCAGGACGUUCAGCUGGCUGAAAUUGAGGGCGCAGAGAAGACGUGGAGUCAGUGGCUUGCAAUGGAGGAUUGGAUGGUGGGUCCGCGAGCACCUGAUGUGGAGGAUCAGGAUAGCGCUAGACGCGGCCGCGAGUCCUGAUUUUGAGUUUGGAGUAUGGCGUCAG